Cladocopium goreaui is the source of this 264-nucleotide messenger RNA. Lineage: Eukaryota; Dinophyceae; Suessiales; Symbiodiniaceae. The record is from the annotation of a GenBank genome assembly.
AUGGCGUCCUCAGUGAAUGAGGCGCAGCGGAUGAUCGAUGAGCUGCUGUGGAAGGCAGCGCAAAACAACGCGCCUCAGGUCGUUGAAGAUUUGAUUCAAAAGCACCAAGCAAACAAGAAUCAGGCGGAGCGGGCCAUGGUGUACUUGGUGGGUUUGGGCAAUCUUGGCCAUUCAGAUAGCUCAAGCGGCUCAACCUGUGUCGUUUGGUUAGAAGUUGCAAUUCUACACCAGCUACGUGCCAGUUCCUUUCUCUGCUAUAUUUGA